Molecule: messenger RNA, 2595 nt
Organism: Chara braunii
Lineage: Eukaryota; Viridiplantae; Streptophyta; Charophyceae; Charales; Characeae
Source: the annotation of a GenBank genome assembly
GCUUACCGAGGAGAAGUGCGACUUCCUGUCUUGAGGUACACUUGAACUUGAAUAGAUAGGCGUGUAUAAUUGAACGCGUGUAUAAUUUACUACCGGUAGUUAUUGGGUUGAGAAAGAAGAGUUGUGCUCUAGCAGAAGGAGGAGCAAGGAAGCCGGCCAGCAUCAGCACAUCCACUGUCGAUCGACUAGGAUCAUGGAAGCGUCGGAGAUUUCUCGUGUUCUUCGCGCACCGCAUUUGUCGGGUCGCCAGGAAGAGGCGAGCAGCAGCAGCAGCGGUCGCUUAGGACCGUCGUGGCUGAAGUCUUUGCUCUCGGCUUCGUUCUUCGCGCACUGUUCUCGACAUGCCGGAGGGCACAAGAGCGAGUGCAACAUGUUUUGCAUUGAUUGCGAAGAUGGCGCUCUCUGUUCCUAUUGCACCUCUACCCAUUCCGGUCACCGCAUUUUGCAAAUCCGUCGCUCGUCGUAUCACGAUGUGGUCCGCGUGGCCGAUAUCCAGAAGCUUCUCGACGUGUCGCAGAUUCAGGUCUAUGUCAUCAACAGUGCGAGGAUCGUCUUCCUGAACGGCCGGCCGCAGUCGAAGCCCGCCAAAGGAUCGGCGUACGUGUGCCGCACGUGCCAUCGAAGCCUGCUGGACUCGUCGCGAUACUGCUCGCUUGGGUGUAAGCUGACCGGCAUAAAGCGGCAAAUGGCAGGAAGACGAACACCGACAACGACGAUGAUGGAGAAGCUUCAGAUGGCGGCGGGAGAGAGAGGGGGAGAUGCAAAUGAUGCAGGUGGCGGGUCGGACGAUGAUGAUGUGUUCGAGAGCCGAGAGGACGACGAUUGGGCCAAGGGAUUGACCCUUCAGCUUGCCUCUCGGGAACAUCAUCAUCAUCACCAGCAUCAUAAUCACCACCAUCACAAUUAUCACAACGGCUAUCAAAGGGUGAGAAGCGGGAAUGCAGCGGGGGGAGGAAGUCGAGAGGCGGCGGCGGAGAAUCCUUACGACGCCGAUCAGCGGCAGCAGCAGGUGGAAUACCACCACCAUCACCAGCAGCAGCCGCAAACGCAGCACCAACGGCAAAGGAGCGAGCCGAAGCCUUGCGAUUCGGAGGAGUCGGUGGAGACGUCGAGGAAGAUCAUGAACUGGCGCAAGAGAGUGCUGCCUCCGCUGAAGACGUGGGGCAAUGUUAGGGAGGAGUCUGGGGAGGGAAGAGAGGAGAGCACGGAGGGUGAGGCGGAAGAAGGGGAGGUGGAUGAGCGAUCUUCAUACCUGUCGGUAGUGCCACCGUCAACCCCUCCUCAGGUUGUCCAGGAUGAUCGAAGGGUGGGACUUAAGAGAAGAAAGGGAACGCCCCAUCGAGCUCCUCUUUGGUGAAAACAGCUGUGGCCAUGAUGGUCCCAGAAAGGGGAAAGGAGGAUGAUGGGCAGAUAGAGAGAGGGGGGUGAACAGAGAAGGGACACAGCGUGACCAUAAGGGACGGUAUUGGAGCUAACGGAAUGCCUCAUUCGUUUUGCUUCCUUUUCCGUCCGUUCCCUUGCGCGUUCUGUUCUGCCUUUGUACAGUUCAACGAGAAUGAUUGUAUUGUUACGCUUUUGCUUUUUUCUUCUUUUUUUUUUUUGAGUGGUUUUUUCGUUUGCUUGUGCUUUGCGACGUAGAUCAGGAUAUGGUUUAGGAGUCUUCUCUCUCUGUGUGUGUGUGUGUGUGUGUGUGUGUGUGUGUGUGWGAGAGAGAGAGAGAGAGAGAGAGGGCAAUGUACAGCAUAGAACGUAGAGGAUAGCGCUGUUCGUGAACGCUCGCGUUUUACUAUUUUUACCAUGGAAUUGCUAUGAUCACCGGCGAAGGUUGGACAAAAUGUUGGCCUAGCUGCUGAUGGGCGGGGGAGGAAUUGGAAGCGGGAGUGCUCGGGGGGGCCACGGGGGUCAGGAGCGGGGUGAAGAGGGCCUGCAGAAAGUCCGAUGCGGGCAUUCAAGAAGGCGAGAGAUGUGUAGAUAAAGGGCUCAGCGGAAAGCGUUUGGGAAUCGCAUUGUCGUUAGCGAAGCCUGGCUUUGUCUAGAAAUUUCCCCAUUCGAGUUAUUAUUAGCUGUUUAGUCCGAAAUGGGAUGAUGAACGACGUGCGCUGGUUGCUUCAACGGUGAAUGAAAGUACGACUCGAGGCCCAACCAGGAGUACGGAUGCAUUCGGUCGGAAAAGGGGAAUGAGAGGGCGUUUGUGAUGACUCUGAGAGAGAGAGAGCGGAGGCCAGCUGCUUGAAGGGGUGUAUAUUGCACACCUGGCCUGCGACGCCGUCAUCCACAGAUUAUAAUUCGUGCUAAAUUGUGCCUUUAUUACGGGAUCGGAGGCAGGAAUUCGAGAAUUGGAAGGAGGUUGUCGACGUGGCUCGCGGGUUGGGCGACACGUGGAGGUCACCCGUCCGCCUUUGGCCGGUAAUCGACAGCAGAAGGACGAUUUGGAACUCUUAUGGUUUCUCUUCGCAGGGUUCGCGUUAUUGGCUCUCUAUGGAACUCAUGAGCGGCUUUGAGAAGUUGGCUGGCUAUCUGUAACCGCGCGGCCGGUUUGAGACGACUGAUAAUGACUACUAUAAAAGCAUUUGGCUGGUUGUAUGUAUAACCGAG